This is a messenger RNA of Mya arenaria, 7207 nucleotides long. Its product is annotated as dual serine/threonine and tyrosine protein kinase-like. The transcript is spliced from 13 exons. Bases 1 to 1407 code for a protein of 468 amino acids. Gene Ontology annotation, biological process: protein phosphorylation. The record is from RefSeq and is a predicted model, not a curated record. Lineage: Eukaryota; Metazoa; Mollusca; Bivalvia; Myida; Myidae. Gene Ontology annotation, molecular function: protein kinase activity; ATP binding.
AUGGGAAUGGAAACACGUACGGUGACCCGAUGCCUUGAAAGCCUCGAAAGAGUCGAACAGGAACACCCGGAUAGCAACUCCACCACAGAGGCACUCAAACAGAUACUCAAUGCUGCGUACCAAGUUGAGAUAACAGUCCGAUCAAGUUCUACUUUCAUCCAUUUACUCCUCCAAAGAAUGAAGCAGGCUACUCGAUAUGGAUGGAUAUAUAAGAUUGUCCAGGGUAUGCCGUGGAGCCAGAGUCCCCGUAUUGAUGAUGAUUGGAAGAAAAAAGUUGCUGCCGAGAUGUUGGCCAGUCUAAGUGCUACCAGAUUAGCAAAGAGCAUAUCAUCUCAGAUCAAAGAUCGUCUUAACAAAUCCCACGAUGCCUUUCUGACAGCACUCAAGCAACUGGAAAUGAAGCACUCGGGACGACUUACUAAGAUCGAAGAGGAGCGGUUGAAACUACGGAAAGUGCAUGCACCGAGAGUUGCCAAGGUUGCGCUGGAAAGCACCUCACUAAAAGAUGUCAUACUUUAUGGUAUGCCACAGAUGGGACGUGAAAUCGGCCGUGGUCAAUAUGGAGUUGUCUACUCUUAUGACUCAUGGGCAAGUUACACCCCCUGUGCCAUAAAGUCGGUUGUUCCCCCUGAUGAAAAACACUGGAAUGAUCUUGCUCUCGAGUUCUUCUACACAAAGAAUAUCCCCGACCAUGACAGAGUUGUUAUGUUACGUGGCUCCGUGAUCGACUACAGCUACGGAAGUGGUACUCCCGCUGUACUGCUCAUCAUGGAUCGACUUCAGAGAGAUCUGUACUCGGCAAUCAAACAAAAUCUGGACUGGGUCUCAAGAUUACAGGUUUCUAUCGAUGUGGUCGAGGGGAUACGGUUUCUUCAUGGUCAGGGCCUUGUUCACAGAGAUAUUAAACUGAAAAAUGUUCUAUUGGAUAAGGACAAUCGUGGGAAAAUCACAGAUCUUGGUUUCUGUAAGCCAGAGGCAAUGAUGAGCGGGAGUAUUGUGGGUACUCCAAUCCAUAUGGCACCCGAGCUGUUUUCGGGACGAUAUGACAGCAGUGUGGAUGUUUAUGCAUUUGGAAUUCUGUUUUGGUACAUCUGCGCCGGUAGCGUCCGACUGCCACAGAAUUUUGAACAGUGUGCCAACAAGGAGCAGCUUUGGAAUUACGUAAAAAAUGGUUUAAGGCCAGAGCACUUGCCCGUGUUUGAUGACGAAUGUUGGGACCUGAUGUCGAAUUCUUGGGAGUGUGAACCAGCCAAACGCCCGCUGCUCGGGGAAGUGCAUGCAACACUCCAGGGCAUCUACGACAGAUAUCGAAACAAACCAGGCGGACCAACAAAAACAGCGAAAGAAUCCCCACCGAAACCGUUGACCCAAAAGAAUGUUAAAUAUAAAUUGAAGGACAAGAAGUGACUAUCUAACAGUAACAAGGCAGAUGGGAAAACCAAGUGCCUUUAUGGAACCAUUUUUGUCCAUGAUCAUUGACUUUGCGACAGACUUGUCUCAUAAUUUAAGGGUUUCAUGUUCAAAGCAGGGUAAAGGGCUUAGGGUUCUUCCAUUAAAACAUUUAGGCACUUUUGAAUUAUAUAACCACCCUUUUGGGGUCCAAAUAAGUGAAAAAAGAUACCCACCCCUAUACUAAGAAAAAUAUUGCCUUCACCCUGUGGGGGUAUAUGAAAUUGUUGCCAAUGUAAUUGAUACUAAUUUGUAGGAUUUCUUUUCUGAUUUUGAUGCAAGUGUCCAAGCAAAUAUCAGCUGUAUAAAAGUCACUAGCUCUCGAUUUCAGGGCUCAUCUUGGGCCCGUAUUCACAAAUGCCCAGGGACCAUGAUUACAAACAGUCUCAAGUCGAAGUCUAGACUAAAAAAGCGUUAUUAUGAAGGAACAAAAAAUCAUAUUUAUUACAUUUCUUUUACAAAAAAUAAGUAAAUAAUUGUAAAACAUUCAAAACGUUAUAUAUUUCAGCAAAAUUCACCAUCAAUGUAUAGAUACAAGGAAAAUCACAAUGAAAUGAUGUUUUGCCAUAAGGAGUCUCGAGUCUUAAGUCUGACAUGAGACUGUUCAUAAUCACUGCCCCUUCCCAUGGCCCCCAGGUAAUUUUGGCUUCAAUAACGAUUGAGUUUUGAAUGAGUAUAAACAAGAAACGAGCAUAAGCAACCAUUUACAGUGCUCCUGUUUUCAUUUUUAGUUCUCCAUAACCUCAUAAUUUUAAAUACACGUGACAAUUUUGUUAAUUGGGUUAUGUUUUAAAGGAAGGUAUUAUUGCAAUAUAGACAAUGUAUAACAUAAUGUAUAAUGAGAUUCAAUAUUUUAUUAAAUAAUAUGCACUGAAUUUAACAUUAAUGCGCUUUUCUUCAUUUCAUUCAUGUUUAGAGCUUUGGGCCGAUUGUUCAGAACUUUGAUAAAGUUAACAACAAGAAUUGCCACAUUGUUUUAAAUUUUAAACUUUUUCUAUACGAUGAAUUGCUCACAAAUUAAAAUAUGAACAAGUACAGCUGAAACAGUUGUCUCAAAUCUUGUUAGAAAUACAGCAGAUCACAAGUCUAGAAUACGACUUGAAAGUUCACAACGAGAACAUUAACAACAUUGUUAAAUGCUUUAGUAGUAGCUGUGAAAAUCUUAAAUCUGUUGUAUCAUCACAGAUGGUAUUGACUUAUUAGCAUUUGUUUCUUUCUGCAAUAUUUUCAUCUUUAAUACAGAAUACAAUUCAUUUCAUACACAAAUGUUGCAGAAUAAUAAAAAUAUGACAUUAAGCGGAUUUUAUGCCUAAAAUCUUUAUUAAACCAGACUCCAGAUAUGUUAUCAAACUUGGCACACAUGGUACCAAAGCAUUCGAAACUCCUCAGCUAUUUUCCAUCAAAAACAACCCCGGAUGAAUGCCGGUUCGUCGGUAGAAGUAGUUUGUAACAUUUUGACGAUGAAAACAUUAACAACAUUGUUAACUUUAACAAAGUUCGAAACAAUUUACCCAGUGUUGGUUUGUUCUAAUAUGCUUGUAGUUCAUCAGUAUUGCACAUUUCAAAAAUGGCAUGAACAAUGACUUUGAAAAACAUAUACAUGUAUGCACCAACUGUUCUAAAUAAUUAUUAUCCCAUUAACCAUUCAUGUAACUGAGCUGUAAUAAAGGGAAAUGUAUGUUCUUGAGUGGUAAUAAUUGUUUUUGGGUGGUUACAAAUCAAUGAUCUUGAUGAUGUGGGUUUGAAGGUUCUUUUUUUCAGUGGUGAUUAAUGUUCUUGUUCUUGAGUGAAGAUUGUUCUUGGGUGAUAAUGUAUGUUCUUGGGUGAUAAUGUAGGUUCUAAUUUCUCAGUGGUGAUUAAUGUUCUUGUUAUUGAGUGAAGACUGUUCUUGGGUGAUAAUGUAGGUUCUUAUUUCUCAGUGGUGAUUAAUGUUCUUGUUCUUGAGUGAAGAUUGUUCUUGGGUGAUAAUGUAGGUUCUAAUUUCUCAGUCGUGAUUAAUGUUCUUGUUAUUGAGUGAAGACUGUUCUUGGGUGAUGAUGUAGGUUCUUAUUUCUCAGUAGUGAUUAAUGUUCUUGUUAUUGAGUGAAGAUUGUUCUUGGGUGAUAAUGUAGGUUCUUGUUUUAGAGUAUUGAUGUUUGUUCUUCUUGAAUCAAGAUUUGUGUUUUUGAGUUGAAAUAAAGUUCUUGCGUGGCAGUGAAGAUCUUGAGUGAUUAUAUAUAUAUAUAUAUAUAUAUAUAUAUAUAUAUAUAUAUAUGUUUUUAAAUGUAAUUAUUGUUAUUGAAUGUAGAUUCUUGUUUUAAAGUAAUGAGGUAUUUUUCUUGAUUGAACUUCAUGUUCUAGAUUGAAGCUGUUUGAUCUAGAAUUGAAGUGAAGUUUUUGAGGGGAACUGUAGAAUCUUGUCAUAUGUAUUAUCUUCACUUGAGGAGUAAAUAUGUGUGUUCUAGAGUGAGAUUGAAAGUCUGAGUGGUAGUAUAUGUUCUUGAGUGGUAAUUGUGUGUUCUUGUUAAUAAAAUAAUGUUCUUGAGUUCAUAUGUAUGUUCUUGGGUAGUAAUGUAUGUUCUUGAGUGGCAAUGUAUGUUUUUGAGUGGUAAUGUAUGUCCUUGAGUGGCAAUGUAUGUUUUGAGUGGUAAUGUAUGUUUUUGAAUGGUAAUGUUUGUUCUUGAGUGAUAAUGUAUGUUCUUGAAAGGUAAUGUUUGUUCUUGAGUGAUAAUGUAUGUUCUUGAAAGGUACUGUUUGUUCUUGAGUGGUAAUUUAUGUUCUUGAAUGGUAAUAUAUGUUCUUGAGUGGCAAUGUAUGUUUUUGAAUGGAACUUUAUGUUCUUGAGUGUCAUUGUAUGUGCUGGAAUGCAGUAAUGUUUGUACUAUAUAUGUGACAAUGCAAGAUAAUGAUUUUGUGCAAUACUGUAUUUGCUUACCAGCAGGCUUUUUAGUUUUAUAGGAUCUACCAUUUUACCACUAUGUUUGCAAGCCUGCAUGUUAAACUUGUAUUGGAAAAUAUUAUGUUACUUGAUGAUGUGUUAUUUGAUGAUGUCACAGACGUUUUCUCAUCAGAAAUGUUAUAAUAAUCUUUAGUGAAGAUAUGCAUAGAAUAUUUUCAUGUCUAAUCAUUGUUAUGUUAUGUACAAAUCAUUGUUAACCAUUCCCAAUGAAAUAUAACUCUUGUUUCUUCAAAAAAACAUCAGGGUAUUGCCAUAAUAAACCUGGUUCCAUCUUCACUAACAUCGUAAGUCUGAAUUUGAGACUCGGGCUCAGAUAACUGAAAUCUUAAUUAUUUCCAAAUAUCUACUAUAUAACAUUGUUUAUAAAACAGAUGUCUGUUUGAAUGUUGUACAUUUUUGUUUGUAAAAGAUACAACCAUUUUCACCAUCUUGCUCCUAUAAUAGCAUUUUUACAACAAAAUAAAGAUUUUGCUCUUUUGAGCCUGUCUAAGUCUCAAGAUCAGACUCAAAUGUUAGUAAAUAUGGCGGGCCCUGCCCUGUAUGUAGGUGUGUGAUUUUGGCAGGUGAUAUGGGGAAGAAAAAAACUUCUUUUGGUAUGUAUAUCGAUAAUCAGGUAGUUACAGAUAUAGAUUAUUUUUUUAAGGCCACUUAUAUCGGUCAUUGGGCCAUUUGUUUAGAAAUUUGUUAAAGUUAAAAACAUGAUGAAUGACAUCAUUGUUAACUUUUAAAGCUGCACUCUCACAGAUUGAACAUCUUGACAACUUUUUUAUUUAUUGUCUUUAUAGCCAAUUUUUGCGAAAUUCCAUGGAAAUCAGUUAUAUGAGAUUGCUGACAAAAAAUAGAUCGCAUAUUUUUGUAUGUAAGUUCUAAAAUUGAUGUUUUAUGCAUAUUUCUUAAGCUGUUAGUAACAGUUUAAGCCAUUAAUUUUUGAACGGAGAUAGGAAAAUCUGCUAUCUGAUCUUUUGUCAGCAAUCUUUUAUCAUUGGUUUGCAGAUAUUUGCGCAAAAAAAAUGCUCCUUUCAAGACAAAAAAUAAAAAAGUUGUAAAAAUGGUAUAUCUGUGAGAGUGCAGCUUUAAAGGUGAAAAAUAAUAUGUUGGGCUCCUAAGUUUAUAAAAGGCAAGUUCAUUUAAAACAAUUGUCUCAAAUCGUGUUAUAUAAGGAAUACUAGGGAACAUAGGCCUACAGUGAGACUUCCAGAGGAAUACCGAUUUAAAAGUUAACAACGAUGCUGUUAACAAUGUUGUUAACUUAAACCAAGUUCUGAACAAUUGACUCAGUGUCACUAAAACGAUGCAUUCAACUUGCUUUAGUGUAUUUAUAGACCAAAUCUCAAAAGAAAAUAUGAUAAAAUAUUUAUAUGAAUAUAUAGGUCAGAUUAAGUCAGUAACAUUGCUAAUACAAUCCACAUGCUGAUAAAUAUUAUUUUUUUCCUCAUAAGGCCCCACCAAAUGAUUUUAUAAAUGGUUUUACCAUCCCCGUUUUUUUUAGAAAAAUUAAGUGUUUAUAAACAUUUUUGAAGGACUGCUCCUGUUUUUUCAGAAGAAAAAAUCGAGAAAAAAAUGUCCGUUGAAACAAUAGUUCUAUAUUAAAAAAAUAAUUAACAAACUUAAAUGCCAUAAGAAUUUUGUGGCAUCAAAUCAAGGUCUCUGGCAUUUCAGAAAGGCUGAAACAGUUUUUAAUUUUUAAUAUCUUGAAAGUGAUAAUUGUAUUAUAUAAUGAAUUAUUAUAAAUAAUUGUAUAGGAGAAACAAGUGCGCUUUCGCCCACUUCUGUUUUUAAUUGUACUUAAAUGUAUUUUCAUUUCACCCACUUGAUUUCAUUGUUUUUCGCCAGAGUCUAUCGAACAAGACAUUUGUUGAAUGUUUUUAUAUUCUUUGUGUAUACAGGAUGAUUUAUACUCUCUUGAUUAUGUAAUUAUAAGCUGAAUAUCCAAUAUUCUCCCUCUAUUUAUUUGUUUUACGUAUCAAAUUGUUACAGAUGUGUGAUUUUCUACAAUAAAGAACACUCACUAAAAUAAUGGGCGUUUGUUCAAAUCCAAGAUCAAUAUUCUUUCAUAAUCCAAGGUCAAUAUUCUUUCAUAAUCCAAGGUCAAUAUUCUUUCAUAAUCCAAGGUCAAUAUUCUUUCAUAAUCCAAGGUCAAUAUUCUUUCAUAAUCCAAGGUCAUUAUUCUUUCAUAAUACAAGAUCAUUUUUUUUCAUAUUCCAAGGUCAAUAUUCUUUCAUAUUCUAAGGUCAAUAUUCUUUCAUAUUCCUAGGUCAAUAUUAUUUCAUAUUCUAAGGUCAAUAUUAUUUCAUAUUCUAAGGUCAAUAUUAUUUCAUAUUCCUAGGUCAAUAUUAUUUCAUAUUCCUAGGUCAAUAUUAUUUCAUAAUACAAGGUCAACAUGCUUUAAUAAUUCAACGUCAAUAUUCUUUCAUAAUCCAAGGUCAAUAUUCUUUCAUAAUCCAAGGUCAAUAUUCUUUCAUAAUCCAAGGUCAUUAUUCUUUCAUAAUACAAGAUCAUUUUUUUUCAUAUUCCAAGGUCAAUAUUCUUUCAUAUUCUAAGGUCAAUAUUCUUUCAUAUUCCUAGGUCAAUAUUAUUUCAUAUUCUAAGGUCAAUAUUAUUUCAUAUUCUAAGGUCAAUAUUAUUUCAUAUUCCUAGGUCAAUAUUAUUUCAUAUUCCUAGGUCAAUAUUAUUUUAUAAUACAAGGUCAACAUGCUUUAAUAAUUCAACGUCAAUAUUCUUUCAUAAUCCAAGGUCAAUAUUCUUUCAUAAUCCAAGGUCAAUAUUCUUUCAUAAUACAAGGUCAAUAUUCUUUCAUAAUCCAAGGUCAAUAUUCUUUCA